Molecule: messenger RNA, 1630 nt
Organism: Neofelis nebulosa (Clouded leopard)
Lineage: Eukaryota; Metazoa; Chordata; Mammalia; Carnivora; Felidae
Gene: ZNF524
Product: zinc finger protein 524
Exons: 2
Coding region: 608-1399 (263 amino acids)
Cellular component (GO): nucleus
Source: RefSeq, a predicted model, not a curated record
CAGAUGUGAUUCCCUUUUCACAGCCUUAGACUCCUCCUGUGUAGGAUGUAGCUUUGAGUCCGGAGAAAAGAAAAAUCAAAGUUCGGCGACUUUGGUAGAGUUAGGAGGAAAGAGCAGGUCCCACGUUGUUGUCAGCCCUCCAGGGGGUUUUGAAGCCUAUCAGGCGCCAUGUUAAUUACGGGAACAAGCAGCCAUUUUCCCGCUCCUCAUCCUUGCGGUACCUGCCUUUGAUUGGGUCACCCGGCUGGGUACUUUGUGGGAGGAAAGACAUUUCUAUGUGGUCCAGAAUGUGUUGGUGGGGUUAUUUCCCGCUCGGGACCAGCGAAGGCGACGGGCGCGCAGGCGCGUUUUGGCUGCAAGGACGUGACCGGUCCUUAGGACCCGGCGCGUCCUCUUUGUUCCCCGCGGGCGCGGGCCCGACUGAGAGGGAGUGGGGGAGGGAGAGGGCGGGGCCGUCCCCAAGCGCGCCGCCGAGGGGCAGGGCCCCCUGGCCCCCGCCCCUUCCCACGCGCCGGCCCCGUCGCCCCCGCGCGCGCACACUCGCGAGCCCAGGCGACAUGCAAAUGAGCCCGGCUCCAGUGCCCAGACCCAAGCCCCCCACUGCUCAAUGGACACCCCCAGCCCAGACCCGUUGCCUUCGCCUUUGCCCGGGGAGGAAGAGAAACCUCUGGCCUUACCUCCUCCUGUUCCCCGGGGCCGCCGAGGCCGGCGCCCUGGGGGGGCCACCUCCUCGAAUCGGACGCUCAAGGCCGCCCUCCCUCGCAAGCGGGGCCGCCCCCCCAAGUCAGGGCAGGAGCCCCCGCUGGCACAGGGGGUGACAGCCCCUGUGGGCAGCGGCGGUGGCAGCGACCUCCUGUUGAUCGAUGAUCAGGGUGUGCCCUAUACAGUCUCUGAGGGGUCAGCGGCUGGUUUGCCUGAGGGCUCCGGCCCCAAGAAGGCCCCGCACUUCUGCCCGGUGUGCCUGCGGGCCUUCCCCUACCUCUCCGACCUGGAACGCCACAGCAUCUCGCACUCAGAGCUGAAGCCGCACGAGUGCAAGGAUUGCGGCAAGACCUUCAAGCGGUCCAGCCACCUACGGCGGCACUGCAACAUCCAUGCCGGCCUGCGGCCCUUCCGCUGCCCACUCUGCCCUCGUCGCUUCCGCGAGGCGGGUGAGCUGGCCCACCACCACCGUGUCCACUCCGGGGAGCGCCCCUACCAGUGCCCUGUCUGCCGGCUGCGCUUCACGGAGGCCAACACGCUCCGGCGCCAUGCCAAACGCAAGCACCCCGAGGCCAUGGGGGCACCCCUGUGUUCCCCGGACCCAGGGCCUGAACCACCGUGGGACGACGAGGGCAUUCCGGCUACGGCAGGGGCUGAAGAGGGGGUGGAGGAGCCGGAGGGCAAAGAGCUGGCUUGACCCACACCCUGGGCCACCUGUCCUCAGGCCAGGUUUAGAGCUGGGAAUUCAGCUGGUGCUGAGCCUGGGCAGGAAAGCUGGGACGCCCUCAUACCUGGUGGUCUUCCCGUUGUGGGAGGGGGUUGAGGGUGAGGACCUAAACUCCUGGGUCCUGCUGCCUUCUGCCACCCUCCCCCGGACUGACAGGCCCCUGGAGGCAGGGGCCUUGGAAAUAAAUAUCUGCCUACUGGC